Molecule: messenger RNA, 3471 nt
Organism: Cinclus cinclus
Lineage: Eukaryota; Metazoa; Chordata; Aves; Passeriformes; Cinclidae
Gene: COL21A1
Product: collagen type XXI alpha 1 chain
Exons: 29
Coding region: 598-3471 (957 amino acids)
Source: RefSeq, a predicted model, not a curated record
UAUGUAAUCUUGGAAGUUGCAGUACGCUGUCUGCAGGGUUUGGCUCUGCUGGGGAAGGGCUGGGGCUUGCUGAGACCCUGACUGCUGGUGUCAGUCUCAGUCCUGGGGUAGAUGAGUGGGAAUUGUCCCAGACUCCUUAAAGUAGCCAGGCACCUCCCCACUAGUACCUGAUACAUAAAUACUUGCCAUAUUUUGGAUCUUUUGGUAAUGCCUUUUGAUAAUGGCUACAGAGUGGGAUAGUGUUUGGACAAGUGUGACAAGGAAUAUAACCUGCUUAUGAAUGUGCCUAGCUAGAGAAGUACAUAAAUGCACCUUGGUGAAAACUGAGCUUCUGCAGAAAGGCUGGUGUGUGUUCUUGAGUUUAGAAUCUCAGUUUUGGGCUUACAUGCCUGCCUGACACUUUUGAGUCAAUGGUUAAUUACAGGGUGACCACAUCUGGUCUUAGAUUUGGUUCUGUUCCUCAGAUGGAGUUUUUAAAUUGCAGAAGCUUGGGCUUUUUUUUUUUUUUUUCUUUUUUUUGGUAAUAUAAUAACACUGUAUUUUUUUUUCAUUUUUCCCCAUCUAGUUUUGUAUCAAGACCUUGAGAAUAAAACACACAUGGCACAAAUCGUAACAUUUUUUCAGAUGCUGUUAGUUCUGCUACUUCAUGAUUAUAUCUCAGCUGAAGAUGGCGAAACAAGAGCAAGUUGCAGAACUGCUCCAGCAGAUUUAGUUUUUAUUUUGGAUGGCUCUUACAGUGUUGGCCCAGAAAACUUCGAAAUAAUCAAAAGUUGGCUUGUCAAUAUUACAAGAAAUUUUGACAUAGGGCCAAAGUUUAUCCAAGUUGGAGUUGUCCAGUAUAGUGAUUACCCUGUGCUUGAAAUUCCCCUUGGAGCUCAUGAAUCCACUGAGAACCUCAUCAGGGAAAUGGAGUCUAUACACUAUCUGGGAGGAAAUACAAGAACAGGAAGAGCUAUUCAGUUUGCCUUUGACCAUCUUUUUGCAAAAUCUUCACGUUUUUUAGCAAAAAUAGCAGUUGUUCUCACUGAUGGAAAGUCCCAAGAUGAAGUCAAAGAUGUAGCAGCAGAAGCAAGGAAAAAUAAGAUCACUUUGUUUGCAAUUGGUGUUGGCUCAGAAAUUGAGGAGGAUGAACUUAAAGCUAUUGCCAAUAAACCUUCAUCAACUUACGUAUUUUAUGUUGAAGACUAUAUUGCAAUAUCAAGAAUUAAAGAAGUUAUAAAACAGAAACUCUGUGAAGAAUCUGUUUGUCCGACAAGAAUUCCAGUGGCAGCUAGAGAUGAAAAAGGAUUUGACAUUCUUGUAGGAUUAGGUGUGAAGAAAAAGGUUAAAAAGAGAAUUCAAAUAUCAACCACUAAUGCAAAAGCUUAUGAAGUAACCUCACGUGUUGACCUCUCAGAAUUAACAAGGAAUGUGUUUCCAGAAGGUCUCCCUCCAUCCUAUGUGUUUGUUUCCACUCAAAGAUUUAAAGUAAAAAAGACAUGGGAUUUGUGGAGAGUCCUGAGCUUAGAUAAGAGACCACAGAUAGCAGUCACUGUUAAUGGAGAAGAGAAAACAUUAGCAUUCACUACAACAAGUUUAAUAAAUGGCACACAAGUUAUUACAUUUGCUGCACCUCGUGUAAAGACAUUGUUUGAUGAAGGCUGGCAUCAAAUUCGUCUCUUAGUAACAGAAGACUUUGUAACUUUGUAUAUAGAUGGCCAAGAAAUUGAAACAAAGGCAUUACAUCCUGUUUUAGGUAUUUACAUCAGUGGCCUAACCCAAAUAGGAAAGUAUUCUGGAAAGGAGGAAACGGUACAGUUUGAUAUACAAAAACUGCGAAUCUACUGUGACCCAGAGCAAAAUAAUCGAGAAACACUCUGUGAGAUCCCAGGAUCUAAUGGAGAGUGUAUGAAUGGUCCCAGUGAUGUAGGCUCAACACCUGCCCCCUGCAUAUGCCCACCAGGAAAGCAAGGACCUCCAGGCCCCAAAGGUGACCCUGGGCAGCCUGGGAAUCACGGUUAUCCUGGUCUGCCUGGUCCAGAUGGUAAGCCUGGAUACCAGGGAUCAGCAGGAACUCCAGGUAUCCCAGGAACUCCAGGGAUUCAAGGACCUCGUGGCUUGCCAGGUAUCAAGGGAGAACCAGGAAAAGAUGGGGCAAAGGGUGACAGUGGACUACCUGGUUUUCCUGGAUUACAUGGGAUGCCAGCACCAAAGGGAGAACGAGGUCCUAAAGGAGAUCCAGGAGUCCCAGGAAUAUAUGGAAAAAAGGGUUCAAAAGGAGAGAAGGGUGAUACAGGGUUUCCAGGAAUUCCCGGUCGAUCUGGAGACCCUGGCAGAAAUGGGAAAGAUGGAUUACCGGGCAGUCCUGGCUUCAAGGGAGAAGUUGGGCAGCCUGGAUCUCCAGGCCUAGAAGGACAUAGAGGAGAGCCUGGAAUUCCUGGAAUUCCUGGAAAUCAAGGAGCAAAAGGACAAAAGGGUGAAAUUGGACCACCAGGUCAACCAGGAGCAAAAGGGUCUCCAGGAGAUACUGGUUUGAUGGGACCAGAGGGUUCACUUGGUUUACCUGGAGCUCCUGGGCCUAAGGGUGAUAAAGGCGAACCAGGAAUACAGGGGAAACCAGGAUCAUCAGGAGCCAAGGGAGAUCUAGGAGUACCAGGGGCUCCAGGUGAACCAGGCUACCCAGGCAUUCCUGGUGCCCAGGGAUUAAAGGGAGAGAAAGGAAACCAAGGUGACACUGGUAUCCAGGGACUGAAAGGUGAAAAAGGAAGACAAGGAAAUCCAGGCUUACAGGGAGUAGAAGGAUUGAGUGGAGAACGAGGAGAGAAAGGUGAGAAAGGAGAUCCAGGCAUUCGAGGCAUCAGUGGACAAAAAGGAGAAUCUGGUGUCCAGGGUUUGAUUGGACCUCCUGGUCUCAGAGGUCAGCCAGGAGAUAGAGGACCCCCAGGACCACCUGGAUCAGAUGGAAAACCUGCACGAGAAUUUUCAGAAGAGUUUAUUCGACAGGUGUGUUCAGACGUACUUAGAACCCAGUUGCCUGGCCUUCUCCAGAGUGGAAGACUACAAAACUGUAACCAUUGUCAGUCCCAAAGUGCUCCCCCAGGACUUCCAGGACCACCAGGUCCAAGAGGCCCUGAAGGUCCAAGAGGGUUUCCUGGUUUACCAGGGAAUGAUGGCAUUCCAGGGCUGAUGGGCAUGCCAGGUCGCCCUGGGGCUCGUGGGACAAGAGGACUUCCAGGGAAGAAUGGUGCAAAAGGCAAUCAAGGAGUUGGUGCUCCUGGGAUCCAAGGCCCCCCAGGACCUCCAGGUCCUGAAGGUCCACCAGGCAUGAGUAAGGAAGGACGUCCUGGAGAGCGUGGGCAGCCUGGUAAAGACGGAGAUCGUGGCACUCCAGGAAUGCCAGGACCAGUUGGACCUCCUGGAAUUUGUGACCCAUCACUGUGUUUUAGUGUAAUUGUGGGGAGAGAUCCAUUUAGAAAAGGACCAAAUUAUUAA